GUUUUGUUGAGAGAGAGAGAGAGCUCUUUGAAGCAGAUAGAUGAAACGAUGCAAAGGAAAGAAGCCGGCCGGAAGGAGAACGACGGAGAGAGAGACGAAAGAAACGUACUCACGGCGGAGAGACUCAGCAAAGAAGAAAACACUCUCCCUUCAACCAGGAUACAAACAAAAAAGUUACUCUGCCAAGAGAAAUUCGCAGUGUUCGACAGCUUGAACUUGAUCCAUCUUACAUUGGUUCUUAUUGCAAUAGUAUGCUGCUGGAUGAUGUGCCUUCCCGUGUUACACGAGGAUAUGGCUCCAUCGUUGCGAGGGAGUGGUACACAGAGCUCCCAGAGGCCGUUCGUGAUUGGGUUGACCAGGCAGGGUUCGGACCCUUUUGCACAGGGAUAUCUCGCUAUCCUGCUAGCAAGACAUUGAUGGGGGCUCUUGUAGAGAGAUGGUGGGACACCACCAACUCCUUCCAUUUCUUAGCCACCGGGGACAUGACUAUGACCCCGUUCGAUUUUGCCAUACUGACAAGCCUUGACAUGGGAGGCUGGCCGAUCCAUUAUGAUGAGGAUAUGGGCGAGUGGGAGGCCGCCUGGAUAUAUCUGUUGGGAGCUCGCCCACCGGUGGACAGAUCCUCAGGCAGGGUCUGGUACACCUGGUUUUCUACACAUUUCAGAGAGAUGGUGCCCGAGACUCCCAAGGAGGUAGAGCAGUAUACUCGAGGGUUUUUUAUGUUCCUCUUCGGGACCACUCUGUUCUCCAAUAGGGGGAACACUGUCGGGCUUUAUCUGCUGAGUGCUCUGGUAGACCUCUCACGGGUCAGCCAGUAUGAUUGGGGUGGCGCCGACUUAGCUACCCUUUAUUGCUACAUGAGCACGACCUCCCACAGACGGGGGAACAUACUAUGGGUUUUCGCAUACUUUCCCACACUAGCCCCGGAGCUUGAGGUGGAGGUGCCUCUUAUGAUCCCUUACUCGCUCGUGUUUGAGGGCCAGUAUCCACCGAGAGCUCGGGAGACUCUGCCCUACCUGCGGUAG
Molecule: messenger RNA, 1025 nt
Organism: Camellia sinensis
Lineage: Eukaryota; Viridiplantae; Streptophyta; Magnoliopsida; Ericales; Theaceae
Source: RefSeq, a predicted model, not a curated record